Molecule: messenger RNA, 3240 nt
Organism: Penicillium soppii
Lineage: Eukaryota; Fungi; Ascomycota; Eurotiomycetes; Eurotiales; Aspergillaceae
Exons: 3
Coding region: 1-3240 (1079 amino acids)
Cellular component (GO): kinesin complex
Molecular function (GO): ADP binding; protein binding
Source: RefSeq, a predicted model, not a curated record
AUGGCUGAAGUGAUCGGCACCAUCUCUGCGGUCAUUUCGGUCAUUGAAGCUUCCAUCAAAGCCUAUGAUAGUGCUAAGAAGGAUGCCAAAUUACCUGAAAUGUUCGAAACGGUUAGACGACGGCUGCCUAUCAUUCUCAACACCCUUGCUAUAUGCCAAAACAAUCUCGAACCGCGAAAACACUCGAUUCCCAGAAACGUUUGUGAAGCUUUGAAUGCGACUCUUGUCAUUUGCCGAACAAGAGCAAAGGACUUGGAGAAAAUCUUUCAGAAAAUCGUACCCGGUGAAAGCGAUACAGGAGAACAGCGAUGUUUGAAAGUCCUCCGUAGACUUGGCAAAGGGAACAAAGUCGAAGAGCUCAUGUUGGGCCUUGCUGAAGAAGUUCAGCUCGUAAUCAAUCACGAUGCGGUCAAGUCUGCCAAUCAGGCCCAAAAUGCUGAUCUUGAAGGUAUCAGGAAUGAGAUGAAGUCUUUCAUUUCUAGAUCAGACGACGAGAUCUCCACAAUGAAUGUCAAUACUGGAAAUGGAGCACAGACAAAUAAUGUCCAACGCAGCAGUGGGAAUUCGUAUACAGUCAAUGGUGAUGGAAGGCAGUAUUUUGGUCAAAUCCAAAAUUUCGUCAUCGAAGAGAAAGAAGACUUUAGUUUUCAUAAACCCGUUGGUAUUUGUCUCAGCCGAGCGCCUUAUAUCGCUCCAGAACUCUUCGUCGGCCGCGACAUCGAGCUAGAUAGAAUUGCAGAAAUGUUACACCCUGUCCACGGACCGCAGAUGCAACAACGUCUAGCCCUCGGUGGAAUGGGUGGUAUCGGCAAGACACGGCUUGCCAUCGCUUAUGCACAGUCUCGACGUGGAUCUUAUAGCUCGGUAUUUUGGCUGAAUGCAGCGUCCGAGGUUGCACUGAAAGAAAGCUUUCAGUUUAUCGCUAGUCUUAUCUUUGACCUUCGAGACCCUCGGCUCUUGGAGAGUAAACAUAUCAUUGGACGUGUACAUCAGUGGCUGACUCAUUCCGAGAAUACCAAUUGGCUAUUACUCUUUGACAACUAUGACGACCCCGAACAAUUUGAGAUCAGCGAUUAUUACCCACACACUACAAGUCAUGGGACUAUCCUCAUUACCACUAGGUGCCCGGAUCGCAUUGGCGGAAAAAUCUUGCAUAUAAAGGAGUUGCAGGAGAUCGAAGAUAGCCUAGAAGUCUUACAGACCCGAUCAAAAAGAGAGAAUGUCCAAUCAGAUCCUCACGCUAAACGUCUCGCAAAGCGACUUGGUGGUCUCCCGCUUGCUUUGGCAACUGCUGGGACCUAUCUUCGCCAAAGUGAUCUUAGUUUCAAAGUUUACCUUGAAGAAUACGAGAAACGCUGGAAGGUUGAUGGUCGUCGCCCCAUCAACCUGCAAGAGUAUCGUGAACGUACACUUUACACGACCUGGGAUCUGUCAUACGCUCGCCUAGAAAUCGACGACCCGGACGCGGCAAAACUUCUCAAAUUGUUGGCUUAUUUCGGAAACCAGAGCCUUUGGUACGAUCUUUUCCACGGCGGGCUUACCGAAGGGUCUCCCGCUUGGCUUCGUAAACUAGCUACAGACAAUUCUGUAUUUAGUGAUGUGAUGAGAACUCUGACCGUGUACUACUUCCUCGAAUUCCACGUGGCGUCAAAAACAUGGAGCAUGCAUAACUGUAUGCACGACUGGAUAUUGGCCGAACUCAACAAAGAUGUUGAUGUUAGGUAUUACUGGUAUGCUUUUGGUUGCGUUCAUGCUACGAUUAGGGGGGUUGAAAGGGAUUAUCUUGGUCAUCUCAAAUUCUCCCGCUUGGCUACUCAUGCAACACGGCUAUCACACCAGCGCUUCAUGGAAAUGGACGUUACUGAUGAUUGUUCCAUCGAUCAACUCGAAGAGUUAUCACGUGUUUGUGCAUUACUUGAAGCCCAAAUUCAGCUUGCUGCUGCCGAGAAAAUGUACACGCGGGCGCUUACUGGGUGCGAGAAAGCGCUGGGACCGAAUCACACUUCAACCUUUAACGCUAUUGGUAAUCUCGGCAAUCUGUAUAGCAACCAAGGCAAGCUAGGUCAGGCCGAGCAGAUGUACACGCGGGCGCUCACUAGGUACGAGAAAGCGCUGGGCUCGGAACACACUUCAACCCUUCUCACCCUUAAUAAUCUCGGGCUUGUGUAUAGCAACCAAGGCAAGCUUGCUGCUGCCGAGCAGAUGUACACGCGGGCGCUCACUGGGUACGAGAAAGCGCUGGGAUCGGAACACACUUCAACCCUUCGCACUGUUAAUAACCUCGGUAAUCUGUAUAGCGAUCAAGGCAAGCUAGAACAGGCCGAGCAGAUGUAUACGCGGGCGCUCACUGGGUACGAGAAAGCGCUAGGACCGGAACAUAUUUCAACCCUUCGCACCCUUAAUAAUCUCGGCAAUCUAUAUAGCGACCAAGGCAAGCUACAUCAGGCCCACCAGAUGUACACGCGGGCGCUUAUUGGGUACGAGAAAGUGCUAGGACCGGAACACACUUCCACCCUUAACGCUAUUGGCAAUCUCGGCAAUCUGUAUAGCGACCAAGGCAAGCUAGAUCAGGCCGAGAAGAUGUACAUGCGGGCGCUCAAUGGGUACGAGAAAGCGCUAGGACCGGAACACACUUCAACCCUUCGCACUGUUAAUAAUCUCGGGCUUUUGUACACCGACCAAGAUAAGCUAGAUCAGGCCGAGCAGAUGUGCACGCGGGCGCUCACUGGGUACGAGAAAGCACUAGGGCCAGAACAUACUUCAACCCUUCUCACCGUUAAUAAUCUCGGACUUUUGUACAGCUACCAAGGCAAGCUUGCUGCUGCCGAGCAGAUGUACAUACGGGCACUUACUGGGUACGAGAAAGCGCUGGGACCGAAUCACACUUCAACCCUUAACGCCAUUGGUAAUCUCGGCAAUUUAUAUAGCAACCAAGGUAAGCUUACUGCUGCCGAGCAGAUGUAUACGCGGGCGCUCACUGGGUACGAGAAAGCGCUGGGGCCAGAACAUACUUCAACCCUUCUCACCCUUAACAAUCUCGGGCUUUUGUAUAGCAACCAAGGCAAGGUUGCUGCUUCCGAGCAGAUGUACAUGCGGGCGCUUAUUGGGUACGAGAAAGCGUUAGGACCGAAACACACUUCAACCCUUCGCACUGUCAACAAUCUUGGGAAUCUCUAUAUCAGCCAAGGCAAAUUAACCGAGGCAGCGCAGUUCAUUUGGCGGGCAGCAACUGUGAAAUGA